GGCAGGCGGCUGCCCGGGGCGAUCCGCGGCGGGCAGGAAGGAGAACGGGGCGGGGGAGAGGCGGCAGCGCGGCUCCGGGCCCGGCAAGGACUCCCCAAGGGCAUCCGCGGUCCCCGGGGAAGGAGACCCGUCGCCGCCAUGGCUUCCUCCUCCAAACCCCUGUCCCGGUUUUGGGAGUGGGGCAGGAAUAUCGUUUGUGUGGGGCGCAACUACGCUGAGCACGCCAAGGAGAUGGGGAGCGCGCUGCCCCAGGAGCCCCUCUUCUUCCUCAAGCCUUCCUCGGCCUACGUGCGCGAAGGCUCGCCCAUCCUCCGGCCCUACUACUGCAACAACCUGCACCACGAAGUGGAGCUGGGGGUGGUGAUGGGGAGCAGAGCCCAGGCCGUGUCCCAGGAAGCAGCCAUGGAGCACGUGGCAGGUUAUGCCCUGUGCUUGGACAUGACAGCACGGGACACGCAGGAGCAGUGCAAAAAGAAGGGUCUGCCCUGGACCUUGGCCAAGGGCUUCGGUUCGUCGUGCCCAGUCAGUGACUUUGUGCCCAAGGAGAAGAUCCCAGACCCUCACAAGCUGAAGAUCUGGCUCAAGGUGAACGGUGAGCUGAGGCAGGAGGGGGAGACCUCCUCGAUGAUCUUCUCAAUCCCUUACCUGAUCAGCUACAUCAGUGAGAUCUUCCCACUGGAAGAAGGGGACUUGAUCUUGACGGGGUCUCCCAAAGGAGUUGGGUCUGUGCAGGCCGAUGAUGAGAUAGAGGCCGGGAUAAGAGAUGUCCUCUCCAUGCGGUUUAAGGUGGCGCAGCAGAUGCGUGGAUCCUAACUGGGAUCCAGUCUGGGACUCUUGUCUGUGUAGGAGGAGGCGCUUUUGGGAACAUCUGUGAAGGAAGAGGCACACAAGCUGUCCUGUACAUUAAACACACCCAAGCGUUGAAUGGACUGUCAAAGACACAUAACCCAUGAGCUUGAAAGGCAUUUGACUAAAACAGCCCCGUUUCCAUGGAGGCUGAAGCCUCCGCUGAGGCUGUGAACCUGGAGACAACCCAGCUCAGGGCAGACGGUUAACACCAAAACAGUACCUUGGAAGUGUUGAUGGAGACAGCGUGGCGGGGAGCUGGGCUGACUGUCACUGUGCGUGCUCCUCUAUUCUGCUGAUGCUUUGAACUUUGCCAGUGUAUUGCCUUAAAAUAAAAAUUAGAAAAUAAACAGUGAUUGUAGGAGCUAAAGCUCACCCAUGCUAUGUAAAAUCAAAGAUGUAUGUGUAACAGUAAAUCAAGAAUUACAGCUUCAGAAAAAAAUUUCUCUCCUUGGGGUAUUCUACAAUAAAAAGAUGUUUGCUUUUUAGAUUA
This is a messenger RNA of Athene cunicularia (burrowing owl), 1339 nucleotides long. RefSeq names its product fumarylacetoacetate hydrolase domain containing 1 (gene FAHD1). The record is from RefSeq and is a predicted model, not a curated record. Bases 139 to 813 code for a protein of 224 amino acids. Gene Ontology annotation, molecular function: acetylpyruvate hydrolase activity. NCBI's taxonomy places the organism in Eukaryota, Metazoa, Chordata, Aves, Strigiformes, Strigidae. Gene Ontology annotation, cellular component: mitochondrion. The transcript has a single exon.